Molecule: messenger RNA, 2105 nt
Organism: Amblyraja radiata (thorny skate)
Lineage: Eukaryota; Metazoa; Chordata; Chondrichthyes; Rajiformes; Rajidae
Product: membrane protein FAM174A
Exons: 3
Coding region: 537-962 (141 amino acids)
Source: RefSeq, a predicted model, not a curated record
CUGCUGGGGGUGAUAUCCCUCCCCUUAUUGGAGAGUGUACUUCGCUGGAUUCAGCCCCUCGAUGUCCAUCAGCGACAUGACCCUAGCCUGCGGUCCUAGCUCCCUGACAGAGGCUUGACGUUGGAUGUGACUCGGACACUUGCAGCCAAAGCAGCGCAGUCUUUGGUAGUGAAGCUCCUCUGGCAUCUUUGGUGUGAGGCGCUUCCACAGGGAGGGAGGGAGGGAGGGAGUGGCGCCGCCUCCUCCACCGACGUCAGCGCUGGCGGCGGCUGGGCCUUGAGCAGCGGAGGCCGCGGUCGGUCGGCGGGGUGACGGACGGACGGACUGAAGACUAGGCCUUGGGCAGCGGCCGUUGCCGGGGUGACGGACGGACGGCGGCUGGGCCUUGAGCAGCAACAUCCGCGGUUGUAGGUCGGACGGCGGCUGGGCCUUGAGCAGCGGACAGCGGGUUGUCGGACAGCUGGUGACCGGGCCUCGGACAGCGGGUAUCAGUGUGUCCGACGGCCGGUGGUCGGCUCCGGGCGGGCGGGCGGGCCAUGUGGGAGAGAGUGCGAGGCCCGUGGCUGCUGCGCCUCUGUCUGCUGCUAUGGGCCGGGGAUGCGGUGCCCAUCUUACCGGCGGUGGAGGUGCAGAUCGGCCCGGGGCAGCGGAACAACGGCACCAACACCCCCAACACAACGACGCAAGGGGAGAAGGCCAGGACGGACGGCGCCUACAACACGGCGUCCGGCUCCGAGCAGACCAUGAUGAUCCAGCGGGCACUCUGUGUGCUGGUCGUGGUCACCGCCCUGGUGGUCAUCUACUUCGUGGUGAGGACCAUCAGGAUGAGGAGAAUUAGCAGAAAAAACCGAAAGUAUGGUAUACUGAAAACUAAUAUGGAAAACAUGGAAAUGAGGCCAUUAGAUCAGGAGGAUGAAGAAGAAGAUGAUACAUUAUUUGAUGUACAUCAUUCAAGAAGGUAGAUAAAGCGAAUCUUACGGUACGUUUUGCAAGAAAACCAAAAAGACAGAAUUAUCAAGACAUCAUCUGUUUCUUGCUCUACCAGAUCAAGCUUUGUCUGUAUAGUGUAUCGCCACAUACCAUGUUAUUGUACAGUAAUUUUGUAGCCCUGCCACUCUAAUGAAAAAUAUAUUAUUUUAAUAAGGUAAAACGUAUCUAAUAUAGGUGUAAAUGAAAAUGGAGAAUUGUACGUUUCUAUUUUAGUUUCUAAAUGACAAUUCCAAUCUUUAAAAUCUGUGGGGUGAAUAACGAAGAUAUUUACCCAAUUCUCUUGUAGAUAUAAUAUUAGUCACUUUUCAACUGAAGCAAUAUGAAAGUUUGGAUUUAAAACAAAUAAAUCGAUAUUUUCUAGCUCAAACAUUCAUUUUAUUUUUAAGGUUGGAAUCAGAGUGCCAAUAUAUAUAGUGUCAGUAACAGGAAUUUACAAACAAAAUUGACUAAGAUUUUAAUAUCAAAACAAAUUGCUGUACCUAGCAACACUUAAUUAUUUUUACACUAAUGUUUAAAGUGUUGGAUUACGUUUUUGAUAUUGUAGAUAUAGCAUGUGAACACAUUAUAUAAAGACUAAAAAAUCUCAAACAUUUUGUACAGAAUAUGCAAACCAGCAAAAUGUUUACAAAAUAUUUGAGGGAUUUUGAUUUAUUUUCCUUUGCAAAAAAAAUUUGGAAAUUGAAGCUUAAUAUUGUUUACUUGAUGUUGAUCAAUGCUUUUCAAUUCAGUUAUGAACAUGAUUUUUUGGGCAAAUGAUAGGGGCCUUUCUUAGGUAAAUUGUAAGAGUUAAUAAGUAGAACUUUGGUAUUUCAAAGUAAAUUAAAUGUAUUAUUGCUAAUUAAUAGCAUGAUAAGACAGACGGCUUUGAUUCUCCAAAUUAAAGUCACCCAUUUCAUUUUGUAUCUCCACAUUCCAAGAGGACAAAUUCAUGGUAGAUUUGGUAAUAAUGUUUUGAGUCCAUUGAAAAUAUUUUUUUUGAAUGAUUUAUCUUGUAUGAGAUUAAUAUAAUUAAUUGAUUUUGUGUGUGCAUCAAUGAAAACUUAAAAGUGAAAUGCUAACCAAGUAAUACAAGUUCAGAUAAACGCAGAAAAAAUAAAUGUUCAUAUGCAUCAUCA